AUGAUUGCUAAAAACGAUGUUAUUAUCCUAUAUUGUUUAAAAUUAGAUAGUGAAUUAGGUUUAUGUGCUCGACGUUUGGCUUAUUUGCAUGUCAUUAGUGAAAAACCAGCUAUAUUGUCUGUUUUGAUCGAUGGAAACUAUAAUAAAACAACACGAGAUGAUUGGUCUUCUUAUUUUUUUGGUUUAAUAGGUUCGAGUAUUGUAAUUGCUCGUUUUGGAAUUCAUCAAAUACGAGAAGAACAUAUUUUUGAUAAGACAAUAUGUAUUUUAGAAGAAAUUCAACAAAAUAUUCAUGGAAAACAAUAUUUAUUUAAUGAUCAAUUUACAGCUGCUGAUUUAACAUUAACUGCAUUGAUUCAACCUUUGAGAAUGAUACCAGCUUUAUUUAUAAAAUAUAAAAGUGUAUUAGAAUAUUGUGAUCACAUUCGUGAACGACAUGAUCCAAAAGAAUUCGAAGAUUCUUAUGUAGAACGUUUACUUAAACAUCACCGUCAAAAAAGACGAUCAUCACAAUAUCAAUCAAUAUUUCGAAAUAUAAUUUGGUAUAUUUUUUAUAUUGUAUUUUAUCCAUUCAAAUUCUUAUUUAUUACCACUGGUACGCAAACAAAUCACUUAUAUCAAUAUCCAUCAACGAAUCUAACUGAAAAGGCACAUAAUGAUAAUCGAAUAUUGAAAUUUCAGUCAUUAGUCAAUAAGGCAAUCUUUUUUAGCACAUAUUUAUGGCAUUUCUGUUUUACUAUACCGAAACAAAUGGAAUUUGUCAAUGAAGAAGGAAGUCGAAUUUUGCAUAGACACUCGUAA
This is a messenger RNA of Adineta steineri, 801 nucleotides long. NCBI's taxonomy places the organism in Eukaryota, Metazoa, Rotifera, Eurotatoria, Adinetida, Adinetidae. The record is from the annotation of a GenBank genome assembly.